Molecule: messenger RNA, 561 nt
Organism: Sphenostylis stenocarpa
Lineage: Eukaryota; Viridiplantae; Streptophyta; Magnoliopsida; Fabales; Fabaceae
Source: the annotation of a GenBank genome assembly
AUGCUAUGUGAUUGGCUUACAAGGUUGUCUUCAAAUGCCUCUUUAAUAUGUGAUAGAUACAGUGGAAGUGGUGGUUGCAAAGGAUGUAGGCAGACUCAACAUGGUGAAUGUGGUGGUGGACAAGACGCACACUAUGGAUUUGAAGGAUACAACAGAUUGAGUGAACACGCAGUUAAACUUGCGAAGCCUUGCAAUAUGGCGCUAACGAUGAUGGCGGCGAUCGGCAUCGGCACCGGGAAGCAAGAGAAGAAGAUGCUGUCUGCGCCGGCGGAGAGCGAGCUGAAGAAGCGGAAUGAAGAGCUCGAGAAGGAUCUCAGAGCAAGCAGGGAACGAGAAGAGCAGAUGAAGCGCGAGCUUCAGAGCGCGAUGGAGAGGCUGCGCGUGGCCGAGGAGGCCGAGGAGAGGCUCUGCUCGCAGCUUGGGGAGCUCGAAGCGGAGUCAGUUUACCAGGCGCGUGACUACCACGCGCAAAUCGUCUCCCUCAUGGAACAGCUCUCACGCACGCAGAGCCUCCUUCUCAAGACCAGCGCGUCCUCCAUUCCGCUUCCUUCCUCCUCGUAG